This is a messenger RNA of Hippopotamus amphibius kiboko, 4602 nucleotides long. RefSeq names its product ultra-long-chain fatty acid omega-hydroxylase. Gene Ontology annotation, molecular function: heme binding; iron ion binding; oxidoreductase activity, acting on paired donors, with incorporation or reduction of molecular oxygen. Gene Ontology annotation, biological process: ceramide biosynthetic process. The record is from RefSeq and is a predicted model, not a curated record. NCBI's taxonomy places the organism in Eukaryota, Metazoa, Chordata, Mammalia, Artiodactyla, Hippopotamidae. Bases 61 to 1656 code for a protein of 531 amino acids. The transcript has 13 exons. Gene Ontology annotation, cellular component: endoplasmic reticulum membrane.
AGUCAGAGGUUGCGGUUCAGGUGGAUCCGGAUCGAGGGCGGGAGGCCGAGACCCGCAGGGAUGCUGCCCAUCGCAGAACACCUGCUGCACCUCCUGGGAUUGGAGAAGACUGCGUUCCGUUUGUAUGCCCUGUCCGGGCUCCUUCUCUCCCUGCUGUUCUUCCUUUUCCGUCUGCUGCUGCAGUUCCUGAGGCUCUGCUGGCGUUUCUAUAUCACCUGCCGCCGACUGCGCUGCUUCCCCCAGCCGCCCCGGCGCAACUGGCUGCUGGGCCACCUAGGCAUGUAUCUCCCAAAUGAGACAGGCCUCCAAGAUGAGAAGAAGGUGCUGGACAACAUGCACCAUGUGAUCCUGGUGUGGAUGGGACCUGUCCUGCCACUGGUGGUUCUGGUGCACCCUGACUACAUCAAGCCCCUGGUGGGUGCCUCAGCUGCCGUUGCCCCCAAGGAUGACCUUUUCUAUGGCUUCCUGAAACCUUGGCUGGGAGAUGGGCUGCUGCUCAGCAAAGGUGACAAGUGGAGCCGGCACCGCCGCCUGCUGACACCCGCCUUCCACUUCGACAUCCUGAAGCCCUACAUGAGGAUCUUCAACCAGUGUGCCAACACUAUGCAUGCUAAGUGGCGGCGCCUGGCAGACGGCUCAGACGUCUCCCUUGACAUGUUUGAGCAUGUCAGCCUAAUGACCCUGGACAGUCUUCAGAAAUGUGUCUUCAGCUACAACAGCAACUGCCAGGAGAAGAUGAGUGAUUACAUCUUGGCCAUCAUUGAGCUGAGCGCACUGGUGGUCCGGCGUCAGUAUCGCCCGCAUCACCACAUUGACUUCAUCUACUACCUCACAGCAGAUGGACGGCGCUUUCGGCAGGCCUGUGACACUGUGCAUCGCUUCACCACGGAGGUCAUCCAGGAGCGGCGGCGGGCGCUACGCCAACUGGGGGCUGAGGCCUGGCUUAAGGCCAAGCAGGGCAAGACCUUGGACUUCAUCGAUGUGCUGCUCCUGGCCAGGGAUGAAGAUGGGAAGGAACUGUCAGAUGAGGACAUCCGAGCUGAGGCAGACACCUUCAUGUUUGAAGGUCACGACACAACAUCCAGCGGGCUCUCAUGGGUGCUGUUCAACUUAGCCAAGUACCCAGAGUACCAGGAGAAGUGUCGGGAAGAGAUCCAGGAAGUCAUGAAAGGCCGGGAGCUUGAGGAGCUAGAGUGGGAUGAUCUGACCCAGCUGCCCUUCACCACUAUGUGCAUCAAGGAGAGCCUCCGCCAGUUCCCACCUGUGACUAUUGUCUCCCGCCGCUGCACAGAGGACAUCAAACUCCCAGAUGGGCGCAUCAUCCCCAAAGGAAUCAUCUGCCUAGUCAGCAUCUAUGGGACCCACCAUAACCCUACAGUGUGGCCUGACUCCAAGGUGUACAACCCCUAUCGCUUUGACCCGGACAAUCCACAGCAGCGCUCUCCGCUGGCUUACGUGCCCUUCUCUGCAGGACCCAGGAACUGCAUCGGACAGAGUUUCGCCAUGGCUGAGAUGCGCGUGGCCGUGGCGCUAACGUUGCUGCGAUUCCGCCUGAGUGUGGACCGAACGCGCAAGGUGCGGCGGAAGCCGGAGCUCAUUCUACGCGCGGAGAAUGGGAUCUGGCUCAAGGUGGAGCCGCUGCCUCCACGGGACUGAGGGUCAGCGCCCCCUGCGGAUCCCGGGGGCCCAAGCCCCGCCCAGAGAGGCCCGGGUUCCGCCCCCGAGGGCCCAGGCCCCGCCCUCAAAAUCCUGAGGGCACAGACCAUACCCCUCGAAGUCCAGGCUCAUUAAGCAGCCUGAUGGCGCAGGUCACACCAGCUCAAGGCAAAGCUCUGCCUCUGGAGGGUCUGGUCCCGCCCCUUGAGGUCCAGGUCCCGCCACCUUAGUGCCAGUUUCUGCUCUCUUGUUUGAGGGACCAGGAUUGGCCACGCCCCUCGGGCUCAGGCCCCACCCCAUCAUCCUUCAGAUUGCGUCUUCAGGCCUCGCCCACUGAGUCUUCCAAGGACCUAAGAGCUGACAACUUAGGCCUCCAGGUUAUAAGCCCAGUCUACCUCAGAUCCUGGCUGGCUUUUAAAUUGAGGACUUGAGAACUGGAACCUGAGAUCAGAACCUUGAACCUGAACACCACCUUCUUCAGGCCCCCAGCUCAUAAGGAUGAACUCCUCAGGAAUCAGGCUGCAUCCCAAGGCCCAGGAUGUGUGUUGUUGAUUUGUAAACCCAGACUCUCCCUUCUCAAGCUCCUUCCUCCCUCCCUUGCUCAAAGGCCCUUUGCCAAGUGUCCUGAUUUUUGUAGAAUAAAAGCAAGGUAUGCAGACAUCCCCCAUCAUCCAUCCUCUAGCCAGGUCAGAUCCUUACACCUAGAUUCCAGCAAGGAAAUAAGGCUUCCUGGACAGUUAGGAAGCUGUGGACUAGGAGGCUGGGAGGACAUUUGUCUUUGGACAUAAACUCAGAAUUUUGGAGACAGUUUGUGUAUUCACUUAUUUUAACAUACCACAUAGUAAGUGUCUACUGGCACUGGGCUAGGAGUACAACACCAGGUGAAUUCCUGCCUUAGGAGGAUGGAGGACAUAUGUUGGACAAAUAAUCCCAUGGGUAAAUUUAAUUAGAACUUGUGACAAGUGCUCCACAAGAGAGGCCUUGGUACUGGGCAAGCAUAAUGGGGGUGGAGGGUGGCUCAAGGAAAGCUACUCUUAUGCUGAAGUUGGAGUAGAAUUUGAGUGGUGUUACGGGAGAGAAGAGCAUUCCAGGCAGCAGAAACAGCAUCUGCAAAUGUCUUGAGGUGGGGGAAAGUGUGGUGUUCUCAUGGAACUCACAAGGGACCAGGGUGGUUGGAUCUGGGGAGUGGGGUCAGAGUGGAGGAAUGGUGGGCAGGGCCCAACAGCGCAGGACUGUGGGCCACAUCACAGUUCAGGCUUUAUGUGGAGGGCAAUAGGGAGCUAUAGAGUGUGUGUGAGCAAGGGCAGGAGAGGUUAAUGGUCAGAUCUGGGCUGGCAGGGAGGUGGCUAGGAAAGGGGGAAACAGGGGGCUGGAAAUUCAGGGAAGGGAGAGGCUGAGGUCCAGGUGGGACAGGAGGGGUGACUAGCUAGCUGUGAGGGCUGCGGGGAGGGAGGAGGUAAGGAUGAUUGCCAAGUCUUUGGCUGGAGGAGUAGUCUUUGGCCUGCUACAGAAGGUGGGGCAGUGACAGUGACUACAAUAAUCUUAUUAAUUCAUCAAAUACUUUUUGAGCAUCUGCUGUGAGACAGGCAGUGUUUGAAUUCUUGUGUCAUUGACAUUCUGGGCGGGGGGGGGGAAGACAGAUGACACAUAAUAAAUAAAUAAAUAAGUUCACACAGCCUUGGAGGCCAUUGAAAGAAUUUUGAGUUUUAUUGUGACAGAAAUGGGGAGCCAUGGAGGGUUAUGAGCAAAGGAGAGACAAGAUUUGUCUUACAGUCUUGGGCUGCUGUGCUGAAUAGAGACUGCGGCAAGGAUGGGAUGAGGAAGAUCAGAUUGGGUGUGUGUGUGUGUGUGUGUGUGUGUGAUGAUGGUGGCUCUACCCAAGCUGGGGGCUGUGAAUAUGCAAAGGGACAGUUGGAUUAUGAUGAGAAAUGAUUGUUUUAUGAAGGUAGUGCUGGCAGGUCUGCAGACAGAUGGAAUGUGGGUUUGGGAGAAUGGGAGGAGCCAACGUUUGGGUCUGAGCACCCGGAAAAAUGGAAGUGCUAUCAAUUGAGACGGAAAAUCCCAAAAGGAGUAAGUGGGUUUUUGUGUGUGCGCGCCUGUGUGUGGGGGCGGGGAUGAGAUCAGUAUGUUCGUUUGAGCCAGGAGGAGUUGGAGAUGUCAAGUUGGCAGUUGGAUAGGUGGGCCCGGAAUUUGGGAGACAGUUCGGGUCUGGUGAUGUACAUCUGGAGAGGCUCAAUGUUUAGAUAUUUGAAAAGCCUCAAGACUGGGUGAGAUUCCCCUGGGGUGUGUGUGUGUGUGUACAGAGGAGGGGUUUAAGGACCAAGCCCCAGGGGGCUCCAAAGUUAAUAAUGAGAUAUAAAUAGAGUGAAUGCUUCCUGUGUGCCCUUCCCAGAUAUUCUCAUUUUAUUCUCAAGGGUUCUGUUAUUAUGAGAUGAGUACUGUUACUAUCUCAUUUAAGGGAGGUGGAAACAGUUCCCCAGAGUGAAAUGACUCACUUAAGGCCCUACAUCGAUAUCCUUGGGACCUCAGAGGGCGCCUUGAGUCCUUUUCUACCCUAUCUCUCCGGCGCCUGGUCCUGGCUGGGUCCCUAGCCCCUCUUUGCCCAGAAGAGGGUAUCCACAGGGAUGGGGUAGGGUAGCGGGGCAUGGAGAUGAGGCAAACCUGGGAGGCCGAUCCUGGGGCGCCCCCAGGUGGCGUGUGGUGGGAUCGUCGGCCAGAAGCCCCUGUAAGAGGCUACCCUCGGACUGAGUGGGAAAUAUGCGGUCCCGGGGCCUAGAGGAGCCACCUGGCUCUUACUAAUGCUACCUCUUCCACAUCUUCGUCCAGACUCAGGGUCUCCAAGCGCACAUCAUUCCCUGAACAUUAUACCGAACUCUCCCUCCCGCCUCACCCCCGCUUCCAUGCAACCCUGUCAGACACCAGCAAAAAUAACUUGGCCUUUGGAGG